This is a messenger RNA of Orbicella faveolata, 2278 nucleotides long. RefSeq names its product oxygen-dependent coproporphyrinogen-III oxidase-like. The record is from RefSeq and is a predicted model, not a curated record. Gene Ontology annotation, molecular function: coproporphyrinogen oxidase activity. Gene Ontology annotation, cellular component: cytoplasm. Lineage: Eukaryota; Metazoa; Cnidaria; Anthozoa; Scleractinia; Merulinidae.
UCACGCGGUCGGAUAUUGGUUCCUGGUUGAAAUCUUUCUUUGCGUAACAUUUGCGUGUAAACUACUACGGAAUUUUUUCAAUUUAAGAACCUUUUACUUACACUUUUAAGAAUGGUUUUUCUUCGCAUUGUCCGUGUCAUAAGCACGCGUAAAGCACGAAGUCUUCUAGUCGGAUUUGGAGCGUCGGCCGUAGGUUUUGGUACAACUUUUGCCUGUUCAAGCGUUGCUGCGCGAGAGAGGAAAGUGGACUCGUCUCAAUUUAUGGCGGAACCGUUAACAGACACAACCAGUCUGGAGAACAGUAUGGACGACAUGAAAAGCAGAAUGGAAGUGAUGAUUCUUGGCGUGCAGGCCGACAUUUGCAGGAGACUUGCGGCAAUCGAUGGACAAGAAUUUCGCGUAGAUCGUUGGUUGCGCGAGGAAGGUGGUGGCGGUGUAAGCUGUGUGCUUCAAGAUGGGAAAGUAUUUGAGAAAGCUGGUGUAAAUGUUUCUGUUGUUUAUGGUAAUCUGCCUCCAGCAGCUGUGGAACAGAUGAGAAGCAGAGGCAGUGAUCUUAAAGGAAACAAGUUUCCUUUCUUUGCAGCAGGAAUUAGUUCAGUUAUCCAUCCUCGCAAUCCAUUUGUGCCAACUCUUCACUUCAACUAUCGUUACUUUGAAGUCCAAGAAGAAAGUGGAAAGAAACACAGUUGGUUUGGUGGAGGGACUGAUCUUACUCCUUACUAUCUCAAUGAAGAGGAUGUAAAGCAUUUCCACCAGACUUUAAAGGACUGUUGUGAUAAGCACGACCCAUCCUUCUAUCCAAAGUUCAAGAAAUGGUGUGAUGACUAUUUUGUUGUCAAACAUAGAGGCGAAUGCCGUGGUGUUGGUGGUAUUUUUUUUGAUGAUCUUGAAAAACCCUCACAGGAAGCAGCAUUCCAGUUUGUUCAAGCAGGAGCUAAUGCCGUCCUGCCAAGCUACAUUCCUAUGGUGCUUAAACACAAAGAUGAUCCUUACACUGAUAGAGAACAUCAGUGGCAGCUAUUGAGGCGAGGCCGAUAUGUGGAAUUUAACCUUGUAUAUGACCGUGGCACCAAAUUUGGAUUGUACACCCCAGGUGCCCGCAUAGAGAGCAUCUUGAUGUCCCUUCCUCUGGAGGCCCGCUGGGAGUACAUGCAUGCCCCUGAAAAAGGGAGUAGAGAGGAGGAACUUCUUCAAGUUCUGCGGACUCCUAGAGAGUGGGUAGAGUAGGCAAUGCAUGCAUAACUUGUCACAGCUGCUACGGUAGACAGUUACAUAUUAUUCUCUGCCACUUUUCAUACACCUUCAUUUUCAAAAUACUGUUAGAUUGCUUAAUCCCAUUUUUAAAAAGAUUAUAGUUUACGUACUUAUUAGGUAUACAAUGCUUGCAGUCCAUUGAAGCUCCCCCUGUUUUAUUUUCUGCUUCUUUACUUGUUUUGCCUGCUAAAAGACGUUAGAAUCAUCAAUUGAAAAGCUUUAUGGAACCUUCCCAUUACAAAUCUGUAAGGUAUUUUUAUCUUGCAGAGAGAAAAUAAGAGCACAGGUUGCAUUUAAUGCCCUAUUUAAGAUUAAGAAGUAAAAUUAGGCAGGACACAGCUACAAUAAAAUGAUGACUUCAGUUGAUCAGGUUUAAGAAAGAAACGUUGGAAUUUAAAUAGCGCUUUAUCCUGUCAAUAAAUAGUUGAUAGUGGCCUUUCGUUAUCGAAGUCACUUUCGGUUUUAGCUGCAAAAUCUUCGUAGAUAAGGUGAAUACAGAAACAAACACCAUAAGAUGAAGAAAACUUGAAAAAAAAGAAUGCUGAUCGGAGCAAAGAAAAUAAAAUCAACUGAAGGAAAAAUACGCAAACAAAAUAGAUAGAUAGGUAGGAAUGCUAGAUUGCUGCGAAAGUGACACCAAAUAAUGUUGACGUGUAUUGCAAAAAUGAUCCUUCUCUCAGAUGAAGUAAGAGACGAUAAGAGCUACAGUGACAAGUACUGAGGCUGGAUUGAGCCCACAGUUUGUUUCUUGAGGUUGCUAGGCAACUGUUCGUGCCAUUUUUCGGUUAAAACGUGUCUUAAGUUUUGCUCAUGGCUCCAGUCUGUCCAAAGACCCUCUAUUUUUUCUUCGGUUCGUCGAGAUCGCAAGCUUAGCGAAAUAUUAACCGUGCGCCGUUGUAGGAUAUGAACGAGCCAAAACAAAGGAGUGGGGCUGAGUAUGGGCUGGGGAAAGACAAAAAGCCGUCUUGGCGGCCGCUCUCUCGCAUCGCUCGAGCUCUCGACGAAAAAUAACUCGUAAAAAAAA